Molecule: messenger RNA, 2292 nt
Organism: Paracoccidioides brasiliensis Pb18
Exons: 3
Coding region: 1-2292 (763 amino acids)
Biological process (GO): sphingosine biosynthetic process; ceramide catabolic process; long-chain fatty acid biosynthetic process
Cellular component (GO): extracellular region
Molecular function (GO): N-acylsphingosine amidohydrolase activity
Source: RefSeq, a predicted model, not a curated record
AUGAUACGUUGGGGAAUAUUCACGGCCUUGAUCGGCUCGUUUGCAGGCGCCCUCGUUGCUCUCCAAUUCAUAUUUUGGUUUGACAAGACCCCAACCGUAUCAUGGUUCACGCCGAAGACAGGCUCGUAUUCCGGUAACUCGAAAUGGACGGUUGGGGAGGAGGAUACAUUCCUGCUGGGUACCGGAAGGGCAGAUAUUACUGGGCCCGUUGUGGAAAUCAACUUUAUGGGUUACGCGGAUAUGAAUCAAGUGGGAACCGGGCUGCGACAGCGUAUCUACUCUCGUGCCUUUAUCGUGGGAAGCGCCAAAGACCCAGACAACUGUUUCAUAUACCUCGUGCUCGAUAACGCUAUGGGCGACACCGCAAUCAGAAAAGGUAUCUUGGAUGGGCUCGCUGAAAUGGGCGACGAGUAUUCUCGUUAUGGGAAGAUGAAUGUUGCAGUUACUGGGACACAUUCACACUCCGGACCCGGGGCAUGGAUGAACUACCUACUCCCGCAAAUCACGAGCUUGGGUUUCGAUAAACAGAGUUACCAGGCCAUUGUCGAUGGCGCCCUGUUAUCGAUCAGGAGAGCCCAUGAAAGUUUGGCUCCUGGCCGCUUAACCUUUGGGUCAACUGUGGUUGAGGAGGGUGCCAUUAACCGCAGCCCAUCUGCAUAUUUAGCUAACCCUGAGGAAGAGAGAAAUCGUUACAGUUCUGAUGUUGACAAUACCCUGACUCUGUUAAAGUUUGACAGACUGUCGGAUUUGAAAACAGUCGGCAUCCUUACCUUUUUCCCGGUCCAUGGAACGUCUCUUUUCGGGAACAAUACACUCGUUACUGGGGAUAACAAAGGUGUUGCUGCCUACCUCUUUGAGAGAAGUGUCCGGGGCGAUGAUAGUUAUGCAGAUAACUUUGUGGCUGGAUUUUCCCAGUCCACCGUCGGGGAUACCACCCCCAACACUCUCGGCGCGUGGUGUGAAGAUGGUUCUGAUGUUCGAUGCACCUUUAACGAAAGUACUUGCGGUGGUAAAAAUGGGGCCUGUCAUGGCCGUGGCCCUUAUUUCCGCGAAACGGAUCAAGGCGCUAAAAGCUGCUUUGAAAUCGGCCGCCGCCAGUAUACGGCUGCCAAAGAUCUUGUCGAAAAAAUGAGCGCAACAUCCACAAAAAUCAAGGGGGCCCAAAAUGUGGCCGCAAUUCACACAUUCAAUAACUUUUCAAACUUUACAUUCACAUCCCCACUUGAUUCCAGCCGCGUUCUGAAGACUUGCAACGCCUCCCUUGGAUUUUCAUUCGCUGCAGGCACCACAGAUGGCCCCGGAGUGUUCGAUUUCACACAGAACGGCACCGAUUCAUCCACGGAAAACCCUUUCUGGUAUAUUGCGAGAAGCCUAAUUCAUGCCCCUUCAGAAGAACAGAAGGAAUGUCAGAAACCCAAAGUCAUCCUUCUUGACGUUGGUAGUGUGAACGAGCCAUACCCCUGGUCCCCAAAUAUUGUAGACAUACAGCUCCUUCGUGUAGGUCAGGUGGUCAUAAUCGUGUCUUCCGGUGAAGCGAGUACCAUGGCCGGCAGACGAUGGAAGGAAGCGAUUGCCAGAUCUGCAACUGACGUUCUCAACAUUUCCGACCCAAUAGUUGUCUUGGGUGGUCCAGCAAAUACCUAUGUGCACUAUAUCACUACAGAAGAAGAGUAUGGAGUUCAACGUUACGAAGGAGCAUCUACACUCCAUGGCCCCCACACCUUAGCUGCUCACAUGAACCUGACACUCACCUAUUUGCCCUAUCUUGGAGAUCCCUCCUAUACGAUGAAAUUGCCACCCCUCCCCGCCGGCCCUAGCCCACCCAUCAACACAAACACAUCGUACUCUUUCAUAUCUCCAGUCGUCCUCGACACUGCACCUCUUCUAAUGUCAUUUGGAGAUGUUAUCUCCUCUCCAGACGAGUCAAAAACAUACAAGCCAGGAGAAACUGUCAACACCACGUUCGUCGGCGCGAAUCCGCGGAAUAACUUAAGACUUGAAGGAACAUUUGUCACUGUCGAAUUUUUAGAGCAAACCUCGAACACCUGGGAGGUAGUUCGGGACGAUUUCGACUGGACGUUAGUUUACCAUUGGAAGCGCAUCAAUUCUGUCCUAGGAAUCAGUUAUGUUACUGUUGAGUGGCUUAUUGAUGACGAUUUCUAUUCCAUUGGCGAUCCGCGAAGACUGAAAAGUGGGACAUAUCGCAUGCGAUACUUCGGUGACUCCAAGAACCUAAAUGGAGAUAUCUCUAAGUUUGAGGGAGUGAGUGGUACUUUUCAGGUAGCUGUGUGA